This is a messenger RNA of Penaeus indicus, 945 nucleotides long. RefSeq names its product chemerin-like receptor 2. The coding region runs from base 1 to 945 and encodes 314 amino acids. The record is from RefSeq and is a predicted model, not a curated record. Lineage: Eukaryota; Metazoa; Arthropoda; Malacostraca; Decapoda; Penaeidae. The transcript has a single exon. Gene Ontology annotation, biological process: G protein-coupled receptor signaling pathway. Gene Ontology annotation, cellular component: neuron projection; plasma membrane. Gene Ontology annotation, molecular function: G protein-coupled receptor activity; peptide binding.
AUGGCCGACCUCGACGAGAGCCUGGCGGAGGAGGAGCUGGAGCUGGCCCACAAGGUGGAACUGCCGCCGAUUGCCGUCACCCUCAAGGUCGAGCUGGGCCUCAUGAUCCUGUCGGCCAUCGCGGGCGUCUGCGCGAACCUCGUCGCCAUCUGGGUGGCCGCGUCGGCGCGAAAGAGCAACGUCAUCAACCUGUACGUGAUGCAGAGAGCCGUGUCCGACCUCAUCUACCUCCUGACAGUGCCGGUGCUGGCGGCGCGGAUCCUCAUGCGGACUUGGGCGUUCGGCAGCGCCAUCUGCAAGCUCACUGUGUCGAGCGCCCACAUGUGUAUCUUCGCGAGCUCGGCCUUCCUGGUGGCCAUGAGCGUGGAGUGCUACAGGCACUACGCCCACAACGCGCCCAUGACCCGCACGAGGUGGUUCUACGUGGCCACGACCCUCAUCUGGAUCGGCGUCGUGUCCCUCAGCGCCUCGCUCAUCUCGUACAUCGAUGUCGUGGAGGGCUACAGCGGCAUGUUCUUCUGCACCGUCACCGACUUCAACCUCAAGUUCCUCACGUUCAUCGACAGUCUGGUGAUCGUGAUGGUGAUGGUGCCGAUGCUGAUCAACUGGGGCUGCAUCCUGCGCAUGGUCGCCUCGCGGAGGGCGUGGAAGCGCAUGGGCCUGAGCGAGAAGGCGCUCGCCAACAGGCGCUUCCUGGUGGCGCUGAGCGCGGCGUACACACUCAUUCUCACUCCCUUCUGCGUGACGCGGCUGCUCGGCAUGGCCUCCUCCUUCAGCCUCACCCUGCUAAGGGCGCUUCAGCUGACCAGCCCUCUCACAUAUAUCAACGCCACCGUCAGCCCCGUCAUCUACCUGCUCCUGAGAAGGCGACUGACGGCGCCGGGCGAGGGCGAGAGGCAGUCCCAGGAGGCCAUCACGUGCGUCGAAAUUUCCUCCGACGCGUGA